GACACUUAGAAAAUUAAGAAACUCGUUGUUUGAAACUAUUUGCUAGAGGGAGAAUAAAACAAUCUUAAUCAAUUACGGAUUCUUCAAAUGCGCAUCAAGUAGGGAUCUACGCCAAAUGAAGAAUUAACGUAUUUUUCAAUGUAAACUCAACAUUUCCGAGUGAGAACGGUGCGUAGGCGAUGCACGCUGUUAAUGUGAAUGGACUCGGUGUCUCUCUCUUUUUGUUAGCGCUGUUUUCAUCAAAUUAGCGCAGCCCAUACUCCGCUGCACCCCCCUUGUCGGACGGCCAGCGGACAGCUAAGGACCCGGGUUCUAUCUAGAAGAGAGACCGCUCUCCUGUGGUCGAAAGCCGGACCUCUCACCUCUCAUUCCCCGCUCUAGGAGAGGAUCAUCUCGGUAUGAAAGCUCCAUAAACAGCUAUUUUGUAGGGAACCCAUCCCCGUUUUCAGACUGUGAUUUUUGGGGGACGCGGGCUCACGUUAGGGGGAGGGAGACCUCGCGUAUCACAAUGGAAUUGGAGUUUGACAAUACGUCCCCAGUGCGUUAAGGAAAGCAGCCUUAUUCCGUUACACUACUGUAUGUUACCUUCUCAACUGAAGUCUUUUUUUCUUAUUUUUUUAAAAACUACCAAAUCCGGGAUGCUGCAUUUCGUGGGGUGAAGGUUCCGAUCGCGAGGAAAAGAAGGAGAGAGAGAGAGAAGGACGGAGGAGAAAGAGAGAUUCGGAGAGCAUGGCUCUUGCAACGUUGUCUCUCUGUGUGCUAACUCUCACCUGGGCAAACUUGUACCAGGUGUGUGCCAACAGGCACGCGGUGCAUUGGAACAGCUCCAAUAUACAUCUGCGUAGGGAGGGCUACACGGUGCAGGUGAAUGUGAACGACUACCUGGACAUCUACUGUCCCCACUACAAUGACAGCCAGCGCGUGGUGGGCACCGGGGAGCAGUACAUCCUCUACAUGGUCAGCUACCGUGGUUACAGGACAUGUGACCCCCAGUUGGGCUUCAAGAGGUGGGAGUGUAACCGCCCCCACGCACCAAUCAAAUUCUCAGAGAAGUUCCAACGCUACAGCGCCUUCUCCCUGGGCUACGAGUUCCACGUGGGUCAGGAGUAUUACUACAUCUCUACACCCACUCAUCACCAUGGUCGCAGCUGCCUCAGACUGAGAGUUUAUGUCUGCUGCUCCACAGUGUCUGAUGUUAAUGUAGAACCAGGACAUCCAGAAACAGACUACACACUCGGACCAGACAUCAAAAUCCAGGACAUCGAUGAUUUUAACCCUGAGAUUCCUAAAUUGGAGAAGAGUGUCAGUGGAAGCAGUCCAUCCAGGGAUCGCCUACUCAUCACCAUAGCGACGCUCCUUCUCGCUGCCAUCACCAUAUCCUAGCAACGGCCAUCCCAUCAGUGUCGCCAUGCCAACCAGCCAUGGGAGGGCUUGGGCAGGAGGGGUGAAGGAGGAGGAGGACUGAGGAUUUGGGGGAAAGGGGACAGGAGAUUAAGGGAACAUGGAAAUAGGGAGUUAGAAGACCUUCUGAAUGACAUUGGUUGACAAGGGGUGUGUGUGUGUGUGUGUGUGUGUGUGUGUGUGUGUGUGUGUGUGUGUGUGUGUGUGUGUGUGUGUGUGUGUGUGUGUGUGUGUGUGUGUGUGUGUGUGUGUGUGUGUGUGUGUGUGUGUGUGUGUGUGUGUGUCUGCUGCUGCUGCUGCUUAGAAGAUGACAUUCACACAGAGCAUGAAGAGAAGACCUGUUAUGACUUUGGACAUUGGGCCUGCAUGUGUAGGUAUGUUUCAGAGUGUGUGUGUCUCAACAUGUGGUGGAGGUAGCCUGUUGAAACAUGCACACUGCAUACAGCAUUUAUUAGAGAGGAGAAGAGGACCUGACUUUCUAUUGGAGCAGCUGAUCGCAAUGAAACACAGUGACACUUUUUCAUGCAGUCUGAUUGGCUGACAGUUCUCUUCCUAGGGCUCGUUGCCUGUUUCUUGCUCCAGAGACUGAACUGAUUGAACUUGACUGAAACAAACUGAAUUAUUGCCUUUUUGUUCUGCCAACUGGAUUCAACCAGAUCUAGUCUGCAUCCCUUCUGUGGAACUGGAUCUAGUUGUCCUCCUCCCAUGUGAUCUGGUCUGAUCUGGACCGUAGCAGCCUGGUAUGAAAGAGCCAGUCUGGGUCCAGGUUUCUGAGCUGGGAAGUGGGACCACUCAGUCUAAUAUGAGAGAGGGAGAGAGAGCUACAGUACUGUAUCAGAGUAGUAAUAUGUGUCAAUACAAUGACAGCUAUAGGUUCUAGGUCAGUGGUUGUAUACAUUGUUAUACACAUUCACACAACCGCUGGCUCAUUAUUAAACCCCCUCGAGACAUGUUUGUCCUUCAUUCAUUCAUUCCUGGAUAGAAUUAUCUCUGAUCUCAGAGGUCAGAAAAGCACAGCAAUACUGUCAUUGAAUGCAUUGUAUUGGAUUGUACACUGAGGACCUCUCUUCUUCUCUCCUGGAGUCGGAUGGAAUGGGACGACAUACCACAGACUCCACAUGCCAAACUCUCCUGUUUUAUUUUACCGUACACACUGGAACUAGAAUCACUCUGUGUGUGUGUGUGUGUGUGUGUGUGUGUGUGUGUGUACUAACAAUACACACGGUAACAUACUGUACAUGUCUUAAGUUUAAGUAACUGAACAAACCAAGUGUAUCUGAACAUAUAGACAACACUAAAUAAACCUUGGGUUUAGGUUCUACAUGCAAACCAAGUGUAUCUGGGAGGACAGGAGAACAAUAGGUUCAACUUCAUCCUACAGUCCUCUGAUUGACAUGGUAUUUUCCUUCCUGGUUUCUUUGGGAUCAUAGAAACAAUCAUUUUGGUAGUUACUCAUUGUAUAGGUACCAGAAAGUACAUAUUGUUGCCAUUACAUCUUAGUAAAUACUAGGAUAAUACUGUCUGAAAGAGGACUGUAAAAUGAAGUGUUACUGAACAAUGUGAACAAACUGUACUAACCUGUUACCAUGGUUCUUGACUAACUCUUUUCACUAGGAACUGUCACUCUGUGGGCCAUGGUAACACCCUACCUUACUGCAAUGUGUAUAGGUAGUCUACUGUAGUAGGGCAUGCAUGGCUUACUGGAGUAGCUCUGAAGAUGAUGAUGAUGAAGGUAUGGAUGGCCUAUCGGAUACAGAGCUGACCUCUGACCUAUAGGGGUCAAAGAGGUCGCACGUCUUGACACGUGUCACAGACAUUCUAGAACGAGAAUGGAUUUUUCCGAGAUCUUGAACUCUGACAGAAUGAAAUGUGAUGUAAGCAUUUUUACAAACUUGAAGCUCAAUUUCCUUGUUCUGUUUUGUAUUUGUUACUUUGCUGUGGUGUACGUUGGGGCGCUGGGAAGGGGUAACGUCGGGAUAACUGGACGAGAGACAUGCAGUACUGUAUAGGACACAGAGUUCCACUAACGUGGGUUCAGAUUUACCAUUUCAAUAAGCACCAUGUUGCAGCAAAUGUUUCCAGACCGUCACAUUGGAAUGAUACUGUCAUUGAAACGUGGUGCCAACAUGAGGGACAGUUGGCUGAGAUCAGUAUGUAUACAGUAU
Molecule: messenger RNA, 3566 nt
Organism: Oncorhynchus masou masou (cherry salmon)
Lineage: Eukaryota; Metazoa; Chordata; Actinopteri; Salmoniformes; Salmonidae
Product: ephrin-A3-like
Exons: 5
Coding region: 730-1383 (217 amino acids)
Biological process (GO): ephrin receptor signaling pathway; axon guidance
Cellular component (GO): plasma membrane
Molecular function (GO): ephrin receptor binding
Source: RefSeq, a predicted model, not a curated record